CAUGGCGACGACAAUGGAGCAAUGCAUCGCGGCUUUUAAGUCGACGCCGUGCUUUUCAGAGCUUAAACAGAUUUGUGACGAGUGGGAUGCAUCGGCGUCCACUUCAAGUUCUGGAAACGUUGAGCUGAAAGAUCGCAUCUUGGACAUUUGCAAGAAGCACUCGCAAUCUUUCGAGCAGGUGUAUCACUCCAAGCAGGUCGGCGCAUGGGAGCGGAAUCGCGGUGGCGAGGGCGUUCAGUGGCGUCGGGCUCACGGGCGCGUGCAGGUCAUCAAAACGUCAGGGUUUUCUUUGGCGGCCAUUGCCAACAACGCGGUGGCGGGAGAAGACAACCCGUACACGAGGGAGUACGCCAAAUACACGGCGAAGAAAUGCGAUACGCAUGCAUGCUUUGCGAACUACAAGGAGGAGGAGAUCAGGGUGGGAGCAUGGGGGGCAACGCACGCACUUCAUGGGUUUGCAUGCGUGCACGACGGCGUCGAGAGCGACAUCGACGACUUGACGAAGGACGGCAAGAUGCACAUCGACACUGUCUGCAGCCGAGACAAGCAUGGCCUUCUCAGGAAUGCCAUCGAGGUGGGCGUCAAGUUCACGGUCGUGAAGUGGGUUGUCCACGCAGCGUUGCCGAACGUUGCUCAUAUCGUCGGCGGUGCCCUGAACACCGUGCAGCAGACGGCUGUGGACGUGCCAGACAUGGUCGAGUACGUCAAGAAGUGGGGCGGCAUGCCCAGCGGCGGCUUGAUCAAGGAGCCCACGCCUCUUCUGAACCACUUCGUGCCUUCCGACCGCGUGGUGUCAGGCAGCAUGUUCAAGGCUUUGGCUGAUUUGAAAUUUCCCAUUGACGCCACGCCUGCACACGUGAUAAAUGCUGUGCUCUUUCGACACGCGGCGUCCGAGGAUAACGUGUACGACGGCUUCGCCAGGAACGUCACGAGCAAAGACUUGGCUACGCUGAGCAAGCCUGAGAAGCGCGCCACCGUGAUGAAGGCGAACGGCGCCCUCAUGCGCGCAAAGGAGAUGCUCGCCGAGUCGUCCAUGGACCCAGCCGCCGUGGAGGCGACCAAGGGCGAUCUGAUGAUCGAGAUCGUAGACUUCCUCCUCGAGAGGAACAAGGACAAGGGCAAAGGCAAGGGCGUCGGCAAGGACAAGGGCAAGCAGCCCACCAGUCUGCAGACGAUCCUCGAGAAGUUCGUCUCGAAGGUGGGCGAGGGCGCGGCGGCGAUGCAGCUGCCAACCGAUGUCGCUGAAUCUCCUUCGGCAUCGGGCGGCGCGAACUUCGUGCAGUACACCGAGGGCGGCGAGACGUCGGGCCUGGGCAAGACGACCGCGCUCAACAAGGACAUCACGGAGGGCGUGCACCUGCAACUUCGCAAGCCCCGUGCUGGCGUGUCCGCUGCAAUGCAGGACAUGUGGAAAAUCGUCGACGUCUCGGAUGGCGGGGUGGUCAGCUUCAAGAUGGUGAAACCAGAUGGCACUAUUGACGACGCGACAAUUUCCAAGACAUUGUCGGAAAUCGAGGAGACGUACAAGACGUGCAAGGCGAAGGAGUUCGUAGGAGGCUACCCUGGCAACGAUGCGGCCAACGACAAGGACAUGGCCAACCAUGAGUUCAAGGGCAUGGUGUUUGGCGCCUUGAACGCGCUCCUUCGGAAGUACGGCGUGCAGAGCGCACUCCCCAUGAAAAGGCCAUGCAGGGCAGUCCUGGCGUCCAAGGCGUUCGGCGUGGGAUGUUACGUCGCCGUGCCUGCUUCUCGGUCAAUUGCACCGCAGUCCGAGACCAUCAAGACGUGCCCGCCCAAGGCAAUCGAGGUCGCCAUUCCAGUCGACGGCGCGCCGAAGAUGUUCAUCAUGCCAGCGCCUCCGACCGACGAGUUCACGUGCCAGUUCUGGUGCAUGCGAGUGGAGUCCGACAAGUCCUUGUGCAACUGCGAGCUCAAGGAGUUCAGUGUGAGGGGGAGGCGCCCCGUGGUUGGUGAUCGGAGCGUCAGCCCGAACAUUGACAUCGUCAUCCUUUGCGCGACGAACUUCAAGAAAGUCGCCGCUUACGAUGAGCUCGUGCUUCACAUGGAUGCCGCGGAGACUAAGAAGAAGGACAACAUCUCGGAGCCCGUCCUCGAGUCCAAGAGGGCCCGUAAGAGCAAGUGA
Prorocentrum cordatum is the source of this 2143-nucleotide messenger RNA. NCBI's taxonomy places the organism in Eukaryota, Dinophyceae, Prorocentrales, Prorocentraceae. The record is from the annotation of a GenBank genome assembly.